CCACAUAGCAACUCAACCACAUCAGCAGCAUCUUUGUCGUCGAGUGACGUAACAGGAGCAUGGGGGAGGAAGUGGAGAAGCAUAUUCUGCGCAAAUACGACUUGCUGCAAAAGCUGGGCAAGGGCGCGUACGGAGUUGUGUGGAAGGCGCUGGACAAGUCGACUCGGCAGCCCGUGGCUCUCAAGAAGUGCUUCGACGCAUUUCGAAAUGCCACCGAUGCCCAGCGCACGUUCCGCGAAGUCAUGUACCUGCAAGAACUCAACGGGCACAACAACAUCAUCCGGCUGCUCAACGUGAUCAAGGCCGACAACGACCGCGACAUUUACCUCGUGUUUGACUUUAUGGAAACGGACCUCCACGCGGUUAUACGGGCCAACAUCCUCGAAGAAAUACACAAAAAGUACGUCACGUACCAGCUCAUCAAAGCGCUCAAGUUCAUGCACUCUGCGGAUCUAUUGCAUCGAGACAUCAAGCCGAGCAACUUGCUCUUGAACGCCGACUGCCACACCAAACUGUGCGACUUUGGCUUGUGUCGGUCCGUGUCGGAGCUCGGUGGACCCAGCCCCGUGCUGACUGACUACGUCGCCACCCGAUGGUACCGCGCGCCGGAGAUUCUCCUUGGCUCCACGCGGUACACCAAGGCCGUCGACAUGUGGGCCGUGGGGUGCAUCGUCGCAGAGAUGGUGUCUGGCCGCCCGACCUUUCCCGGAACGUCCACGAUGAACCAGCUGGAGCGCAUUCUGGAGGUCACGGGGGCCCCAACCGCGGCCGACAUCGAGAGCAUCAAGUCGCCGUUCGCAGCGACCAUGUUGGAGAGCUUGCCACCGCCCAAGACGCAAACCCUCGAAGAGUUGCUGCCCAAGGCGACCCCGGAAGCCAUCGACAUGAUUCGCAAAUGCCUUUACUUUGAUCCGACCAAGCGCAUCUCGGCCGACGACGCAAUCAAGCAUCCGUUCGUGACCCAGUUCCACAACGACAAGGAAGAGCCCGUGGCGAAUGCACCGUGCCAGAUCGUUGUGGACGACAACACCAAGUACUCGGCCGCAGAUUACCGUGACAGAUUAUACCGCGAGAUCAUCAAGAAGAAGAAGGAAGUGCGCCGCCAAAGCACGCAGCAAACCAUAUCAGAUGCAACCACCGCGCCCUCCUCUGCCGCUAAUGUAAAGUAACGACACACACAGUGCCUUCGCAUCUACUGGCGUCCUGCCAACCGCCGCCGCCACCACACAUGUGCCAUAGCUUUCUUCUUUUUCAAAUACAUGCCAUACAUCCUACCAAACAGGCAGGACAUGGGUUCUUCCCUUUUCACCUCAC
Aphanomyces astaci is the source of this 1314-nucleotide messenger RNA. Its product is annotated as CMGC/MAPK/ERK7 protein kinase. NCBI's taxonomy places the organism in Eukaryota, Oomycota, Saprolegniomycetes, Saprolegniales, Verrucalvaceae. The record is from RefSeq and is a predicted model, not a curated record. The coding region runs from base 60 to 1169 and encodes 369 amino acids. Gene Ontology annotation, biological process: protein phosphorylation; intracellular signal transduction. The transcript is spliced from 4 exons. Gene Ontology annotation, cellular component: nucleus; cytoplasm. Gene Ontology annotation, molecular function: ATP binding; MAP kinase activity.